AUGGCUCACCUUACCCACGCUCGAUCACCCACUCUUGGUGGACACUACCAAGAUCGUAAACUCGCACAUGAGACUGCCACCAACACCCGCCGCAGUGAGCAGCGCUCUGCCUCUCCCGACACAGUCGGAGGCAGCGCACCCCACACCAACGGACACAGCGGUGACCAAUCCGCUACUGAAGGCGCUGCGGACGAAGACGAAGAAGAGGACAGUAGUACUGCCAAAGACAACGAACAAGACGACGACGAGACCGAUGCAGACGUGCCGGCAUUACCCUACAGCUAUGCUAGGGGAGGCAAGGGCAAGGGCAAGCGUCCUGCCAUCCGCGUCGAACAUGCGGAUGACGAUGAGUCUCACGCGGAAGAAGAUGAAAACAUCUCUGAGCUCAUACCCAACAAGCAUCCAGUUAAUCAACUACUAAUGAGCAACAAGAAGCGCACCUUUAGCAAUCUCUCAAGCACCUCAGUGCUCUUCGGCGACGACUCUACAGAUCAGGAGUCGUUCCCCAGACGCAAGAUGGCUCGCAAACUGAGCAACGCUUCCAGCAUACCGCUGCUAACAUACAAGGAAGACGAAGAACCCCAAGUAAGCUAUGAAAACGCUAUUGAGAGCGACGAUGAAGACUAUAGCGGCGUCAUGAACAUCCCUGACGAUGACGAAUCCGACAUUGAGAAGAUGGAGCAAGAAGAAGAGAGCUAUAUCCUCCAAGAGGAGCAAUCAGCUACCAACCUUCUCAAUGAGUAUCGUGAUGCUCGACGACUCAGUCUUGAGAGUUGUUUUAGCGAUAACAUCUUCGAUGUUACCGCCCCACUAGACGAUGAGUACAUGGCAGGACUUGCCGACUUUGGCUUCACUCCUUUCUUUGAGCCGGAUGCUCUGCCUGAUUCUCCUGUUCCCAUGGCCAAGAGAAAGUUCUCAGAUGGCUCAGCCAAGCGCGUCCGCUUUGACGACGACGUUCAAGUAUCAGAUAGUUCCAGUUCGGAAUCUUCAGAACUCGACAGCAGUGUUUUCCCUGAUCUCUUCUUGGAUCAAGAUAAGAUCCCUCCCAGCUUGCAUCAACUUCUUGACAUGGACUACGAUGAUGACAACGGAGACAUGGCUUCUCCGCAGUCAGAUGCGUCGUUCUGGGACUUUGAGCAGAAUGAGUCGCGCAUCACUCAAGUUGAUGAUUCAGAUGAAGAUGAAGAGUCGUCUGGCGAAUCCAGCGGUUACGAGUCUGACAUGGGUGAUACCACUGACGAAGAAGACUUUGGAACCGAUAUACUUCCACGCACACCCAAGCAGUCUGUUCUACAACGACCGGCCUCAGCACCAGGCUCACGUGCCGGCACACCCAAGCCAUUUCAACGUAGCUCUCGUCCAAUAGGCCGUCAAAUUCCGCCAACUCGCGGCAUCUUCAUUCACGAUGAGACUGAUCAGGCCAUCGCGGUCACUAACAGGGCUACCAAGGCCGUCGCAUUCUACCGGCCUCGCACAAUGAUGAUUCCAUGGAUUCCUUUGACUGAUUAUCAAAGCAGUACAAGCGGUACCGUCAACAACAGUCCUCGCAAUUCCAUUGCUCAGCUCAACGGCUCUGACAGCGAGAGCAAUGAGGUCUUCAACAAUGGUCUCAGUACCGACAUCAUGCUCAGUGGCAUAUUUGGAUCAGCUGGGGGCAAUGACUUUACGUUUGGAAACGAGAGCAUUGGUCCUCCAGAGGCCUUCUACCCAUUCGUAAGCAUAUCUUCCAAUGGUAACAUGGGCCUCGUUGACGAAGAUGAGACGGGUUCUUCGAGCGACGAAUACGACGAUGAUCUCAAUAUCGCCGACUUCAUGGACUUUGGCGAGUCAGGGGGAGAUACUGAUCUAGACGACGACGACGAGUUCGACGAGACCGACAGGCCAGUCACGCCUGCGACUUCCAAUGUAGGACAUCACGGCUCCACCCCAGCAGCGCCUGCUACCGCCACGCCUCAUCGCAAAAGAACCACAUCUGAUGUCAUGCUCGAGCAUUUUGACCGUGGCGUCGUCACUGCUUUCCGCAGCAACCAAAACCGGUAUCGCGAUGUUGCGUCUCUGCCGUCGGAUCCUGCGGCGCGGGCCUCGGUUUCUCGUCCUGUCCGGUCUGGCAAGUCUGCCGAGGCUCUCAUUACUCCUGUCAGAAGGCGCGUUCGGUCAAACAGAGUCGCCAAGUCACCUCUGAAGAAGGACAUGACUAUGACCCGCAGCUCACCUCUGUCGGGUGUCACCAAAGCCAACUCACGGUUGCAGAAGUCUGUCUUGGAUUCGCCAAAGAAGGGACCGCCUAAGAUGGGAACCUUUUCCUGA
Messenger RNA from Alternaria burnsii, 2307 nucleotides. RefSeq lists its product as uncharacterized. The transcript has 2 exons. The record is from RefSeq and is a predicted model, not a curated record. Lineage: Eukaryota; Fungi; Ascomycota; Dothideomycetes; Pleosporales; Pleosporaceae. The coding region runs from base 1 to 2307 and encodes 768 amino acids.